Cantharellus anzutake is the source of this 3102-nucleotide messenger RNA. RefSeq lists its product as uncharacterized. NCBI's taxonomy places the organism in Eukaryota, Fungi, Basidiomycota, Agaricomycetes, Cantharellales, Hydnaceae. The record is from RefSeq and is a predicted model, not a curated record. Bases 1 to 3102 code for a protein of 1033 amino acids. The transcript has 9 exons.
AUGGCAUCUACUUCGUCUGCAAAACCAACCAUUGACAAUCUCAGGGGGUUGCAGUUCAACCUCACCAUCUCUGAUGAGUGGUUUUCACUCACAACAGAUGCCAAGAUUGUGGCAUGUGUGGAAAUUCGAGAUCGUGCUCUGAUCGGAAUAGGUGAACUUGAUGUCUAUGAUCCUGAAACCCCCUGUCUACGCCUUGGGGGUAGGAACGCUCGGCCUAUUCACACCCCAUCUGCAAAGCGGAUAGGCCUGGAUGUGUAUCAACACUCAGGUCCUCGCUGUCUCAUGACUGAGAUGGCUCUCAACCUUGUCAUUCGCCCUUCAUGGGUUGCAAACGAAAUUUGGCCUCGCCAGAUCACCCAUUCUAAUUACGAAUCACUCCCACACAUCAAGUUCAAUGACCUUGGUGAGAAGGCUGCCAAUGCAGGCCAAGUCCAUGUGAUCAAUGGACAACACAGAAUUCAAGGAUUGCGCUAUGCAUAUGGCAUGGCAAAAGCUGAAUUAGAGCGCCUUCGUGAAAUAAUCGAGGCACAGGAGGAAGGGAAACAAUCAGAUGAGGACAAGGCUGCCUAUGAUUCCGAACUGGAAAAGUUGGAAAAGUUGAAGACAUGGCCUUGCAACAUCUGGAAUUUAGAUGUUAUCGAGGGAGAUGGCAAGGGUACCUUGCUCAUCGAUUUACUCUCCCAGAACAAGGACACCGUCGAGGUUGCAACAAUGGAGGAGGAUCAGUUGGCACCGAUUUAUCAACAACUUUUGGGGUUAGAGAUGAAAGAAGGGUGGCGUCCACGCUUAUGGCGUGCAACCCCCUUGCCCAGUGACAUCGGAAUGUCACAUCACCGAAAACCUACUGAACUCAUGUUACAGAUCCACGCAAACAAGGCAAAGGUUAACAGGAUCUCAAGGGAUCCCCGAACAACCCGUGGAAUGAUGGAGAUGACCAGGAUGGGCAAGUAUUACCACGACUGGAGUGGUUUCAACAUCAACCACCUGUCACUCAACACAAUCAAGGCAACAUCUUCCACUGCUACCAGCCGGGACGGGCUCAUGGCAAGGGCUGAUGAACUCAUAGCAGAAUUCAAAGCGAUGUUCAUCGAUCAGCAAGAAGCACUGCCUGACCUUGAACACUUCUACACGAUGGAGUUUUGGACAUUGGUUGAAAAGGUGGAACUCGAAGCUGGGCUUGUCACACUUGGUAAAGGGAAGAAGAAGCGGGAAAAGGUAUAUCCCGACGAUGUCUUUCAGGUCUUUACCCUGAUACAGAAGGAGCGCUACAUGACAUAUGUGGCCAAAAUUCGUGAAGCGAUUCAGCAUGUCAUCUCUCGUGUUGAGGCACUGUUGGUGCCUCACGUCAAGAUCUCUGCCCUCAAACGAUUUGACCUCCUUUUCUCUGGACAUCUCCAUGACAUCCAUCCCAUCCUCAUGACCACUGGACUCAUCUCAAAAUUUGAGGACUUGAGUGAAGAGUACAGUGAUUGCUUUCGUGAGAUUCAUGCAUGGGUCGACCCCAUUUCAACUUACCUUCUUGAAUGGCCCAAGGACUAUCCCGCUGAUCGCUCAUACCUGCUCUUUGACUCAUUCUCCCAAGACAAGCACCUCAAACGUCAUUGGAAUGUUGAACUUUUUUUCACUUUCGAUGUCAUGUCUGACCUUGUGCCACAUUUUGCCAACUGGAUGAUUGAAAUGGAGACCGAUCCAAAAUUCAUCCAUAUUCCACAACGUGAGACUACAAAGCUGCCAAGGGGCUUCUUCGAAAAGGUUGGCAUUUAUGCUGAAGCCAAAGGGAAAGGGAAAGCCAAGGCCUUGGAAGCGAACCCACCCUAUCCUCCUCGUCCCUCCAAUCACAACAAUGGAAUCUUUGCAUCAGGUCCCCUUGCACUCACUUGGGAACUUGAAUGUGAUAACUUUAAACUUUGCCACAAUGUUUUUCACACCUGGAACUCGGCAACUGAGAUUUCCUUAUGCCGGGAAUCUCGGAGUUCAAAGCAAAAUGUCCAUCAUGCCAUGUCUGUGUACCCUCUCAUCUCUAUCAGCGAGGGCACAGGGAGCAAUGUGAAUCGUUUAUCCUCCAAGUGGAAGAUCGCAAUGUUGCUCUACAUGAUCCACGAUGCUCGGUGCCGUAAACCUUUGAUCCAGACAAAAGGGAUAACGGCAUUGCUUUACACCACCCUCGCUGACAGGAUCAGCAACUUUGGGAUUGAUCCUCAAAGGUUUGACUUUGUCACCGGUCACGCGAAGGCUGCGAGGAGUCAGGGGUCAAAAUACCUGGAAAACCCUUCUGCAUUUGUUCGAAACCUUCAGGGUCUCCCAGAAGAAUCUGAGGAUGAACCAGAUGAAAGUGACACUCCCCUCUCCCACUACAAGCUGGCAAGAAAACAACACCAGGCCAGUAUCCUUUCCAUGCACAAAGCAUUCCAGAACUUGCCAUGGAUUCACUACCGCAACAAUAUUACAAAUGACAUUGACGAUGACCUCAUUGAGGCAUGGAAUGACUUCGAAAGUGCCCUUCAUCGAUUCAGCAUCGUCCAUGCGGUGAAUUCCGUCCUUAGUGAUGAACAGAAAUUUGGGGAUCGGCAGAAGGUGACCAUCUACGAUGAGGAUCUUUCAUCUGGACAAUGGAUCCCUUCAUCUGGCCGGUCGCUCAGGCCUUGCUUUUACAAGGGCUCAGCAACCCAAGCAGACAAGGCAAGGCCCCCCCCAGCCUUCUUGAAGGGCCACAGAGACUUUGCCUAUAUCUUUGAUGACACCGAGAUGGAAGAUGCGCCAGGAGGGGAUGAAUCACCACAUGAUGGUGCAGCAGAUGAACCAGAACCACCCCAAACCCCCCCAUCUGGCAAGCAAGCUAUGUCUAGCAAACGGUCUUGCCAACCCACAUCAACAUCAAACUCGCCUUCAUCCCAGCUGGCAGUGAAACGGGGCCGAAUCACCGAGCCCCAAACCGAUUCAAAUCCACCGCAUCAAAGUUCUCGUCUGAAGGCAGCAACAUCAGAAACAGUCAAUGCUCAGCGAACAGGUCGUUCAGCAAGGUCAAAGUCACACAAAGGUCCCAAAGGGGACAGCGAUGAACUUGUUGCCAACACAGGCGGCUUGAAAAAGCUCGGUUAUUGA